Messenger RNA from Cottoperca gobio, 2581 nucleotides. It is a transcript of the gene cxcr2, whose product is annotated as chemokine (C-X-C motif) receptor 2. Gene Ontology annotation, cellular component: membrane; external side of plasma membrane. The transcript has 2 exons. Gene Ontology annotation, biological process: immune response; positive regulation of cytosolic calcium ion concentration; neutrophil chemotaxis. Gene Ontology annotation, molecular function: C-C chemokine receptor activity; C-C chemokine binding; C-X-C chemokine receptor activity. The coding region runs from base 1 to 1164 and encodes 387 amino acids. NCBI's taxonomy places the organism in Eukaryota, Metazoa, Chordata, Actinopteri, Perciformes, Bovichtidae. The record is from RefSeq and is a predicted model, not a curated record.
AUGGUGAAGUCAAUGCCAUAUGGUGUCAUUUUCCAUUUCCAGCAAAGGACAGGCUACUUGGCUCCAUCCGCUUACUACAACAAGCUGCUGACAACAGAGGGAUUUCAAUUCGAUGAAGACUUCUUUAAUUCCAUCCACAAUUUUACAUCGCCUGCGUAUGAGGAUAAACCAUCUGCUCCAUGCAAUGUAACUGUGCCCGGACUUAAAAGGUUGGGUCUGAUGAUCACCUUCAUCAUCGUGUUUGUCUUCAGUGUUGUAGGCAACACUGUAGUUGUCUAUGUGGUUUGUUCUAUGAAGAAAUGCAGGGCCAGAACAGAUAUCUACCUGAUACACCUGGCAAUGGCAGACCUUCUCUUCAGCCUGACCCUCCCGUUCUGGGCCCUCAACGCUCAUUCAGGUUGGAUCUUCGGCAACUUCCUGUGCAAACUGCUGUCCAGCUUUCAGGAGGCAUCAGUCUACAGCGGUGUCCUCCUGCUGGCAUGCAUCAGUGUGGACCGUCACUUUGCCAUUGUGAGAGCUACACGUGUCCUGCCCUCCCAUCACCUGUUGGUGAAAGUGGUGUGCAGUGUUGUGUGGCUGGUGGCUGGAGUGCUGUCCUUACCCGUGGCAAUUCAAAAGGAGAGCAUGUAUGCUGAAGACCUACACCAGAGAAUUUGCUAUGAAAACCUAAUUGGUGAAAGCAGCAAGCAAUGGCGUGUUAGCGUGCGACUUCUGCGCCACACGAUGGGAUUUUUCUUGCCACUGGUGGUGAUGGCUGUCUGCUACGGCUGGAUUUUGGUGACGCUGUUUCACACACGUAAUCAACAAAAGCACAAGGCCAUACGCGUCAUCCUGGCAGUGGUGUUAGCGUUCAUUAUUUGCUGGUUGCCUUAUAACACCGCUGUACUGAUUGACACGCUCAUACGAGGCGGAUCAAUUGCAGUGGAGGCAUGCGAAACUCGCUACAGCGUGGAAAUGAUGCUAAAUGUGACCCAAGUGUUGGCCUUCAUGCACUGUGCAAUGAAUCCGGUGCUGUACGCCUUCGUUGGGGAAAGGUUCCGUAACCAGCUGCUCUCAGCUCUUUACAAACACGGCCUCAUCAGCAAGAGGCUCCAGAUGGGUUAUAGGAAGGGCAAUGACCGCAGUGCAUGGAGCAUCAGAUCUAGAAACACCUCCACCAUGUAAAUAACAGGGGUAAACAGCUAGCCUGGCUCUGUCCAAAGGUAACAAAGUCCAACACAUCUAAAGGUCCCUAAUUAACAAGUUACAACCUGUUUCUUUAAUCCGUACAAAAACCAGUGAACCAAAAAAAGUGCUGAAGUGACUGUUGGCUGUUUUACAGGGGUAUGUACCAUAGACUAUAUAAAAAAAGAAGUAACCCAUUGGUUUGUGGACCAUCGUUUUGAAGCCUCAAGUUUACCUUUUUGUCCAUUUAUUUUAGAGUACAACCGAACCCUGAUCAAGAAAUGUUUAACCAAAGUUACAAUUAACUUUUAUUCACUAAAAACACACUGUGAAAGGGUUAAAGUUCUAAGACAAAAAUACGGACAACAUCCAAACCGGACAACACUGUGUGGUAACAUCCUGUUAAUCACAAGGUAGCCAUACUAUAUAAAGUAUACCCUGCUUUAUUGUCUAACUUACUCUAAAUUGAACCAUGAUUUACUAAAUUAACAUCGUGCUGUAUUGAAGAAGACUUGAUACUAGCGAUUGAAACCGUAAACUAGUCAGGAAAUUGUUUACUGAGGUAAUAAAUCAUGUUAGAAGUAGGGUGUUUUUCUCAUAGACUUCUAUACAAUGGGACUUCUUUAUGCAACUAGUGGAGUCGCCCCCUGUUGGCCGUUAGAAAGAGUGCAGGUUUAAAACACUUCUGCAUUGGCUUCACUUUUCAGACCGGGAGGUACCAAAGUGUUUCUUGGCCAGAAGCAGUAACAUCCUUUAACUUUAGAGGUUGCCGAUAGGUAUAUUUUAUUACCAUUAGACGGAGCCAGGCUAGGUGUUUCCAGUCUUUAUGCUAAGCUAAGCGGCUGCUGGCUGUACCCUUAUGUUGAAUAGAUAUACAUAAGAGUGAUAUAUUAGAAAAAAACUCUGCAAAAAAGGGAUCAAGCUUUUUUCCCAAAAUGUCAAACUAUUUGUAUGAGUUUUAUUGCUCUAACAAAUAAUACAGAGAGUGGUACAUGGUUCACAUGGCUGCUACUCAAGUUAAAAUUGGAUUGUCGCUUCAAAGCUUCAGCUGGAUGUUUGCUUUAGGAUCCUGCCACAGCCCAGAUGUGUACCCCAUAGCUUAAGAGGGCAUUUAGAAAAUAUAUUGUUGCCUUUAAUGUCUUUUGAUGCUUGAUGACCUCGUUUGAAGUGUAAUUAUUGAGUCCAACAAGCAAGAGAAAGAAAAAAACAGGUGCUCAACCGCAAACAUAUAAAUCAGUUGUCAAUUGAGGACAAUGGUGGCAUGCCACCAAAGUAGUUCAUGAGAAAGCUGCACAGCCAUUGCCUAAUUUGAUGGUGUGCCAUACUUCUUCAACCUUGAGAACUGGUGCAAUUAUUGAGAUUUUAUUAUUGUCAAUGCUUGCAAUGUUUUUCAUGAAAAUAAAGUAUUUUAAUGUCA